UUAAAGUUGACAUGAAGUUAACAGUGGACUUUGUUGACAAAAUUAACCCCUUGAAACAAAAUGGGCCAUUCCCCUAUCCUGAGCUCUAAGAAGGAGCAGACGACAAUCCGAGCAGACGACAGACGACCGUCAAAGAACAACAUGGUGGCCAUCCUGACCCUCGCGUUUUGUCUCUCAGCUGUGACAUGUGUUUUUGCUUUUCCAAAUGGUGCCCCAGCGGAAUUAUGCGGCAGUCCGCUCGGACGCCCAAUGCACAACGAGACGCUACCACAGAGCACUUGCAGCCCGUUUCAAAUCGUCGUGAAUGCCACCGAAUACGGACCACAGCAGCCAAUCAACAUCACCAUCCAUGGCAACGGCGUCCCAUUCAGAGGUUUCCUCGUGACAGCUGACACGACGACGGGGAUGUUUGACGGUACCUGCCUCAACACCUCCGCCGACGCCAAGGCCGUUCCCAACUGUGGCAUGACUCACUCCAGCAGUGUCGACAAAACGUCAGUGACGCUAUUGUGGUACCCACCAACCAUCGUGCACGUCGGCAGCAUCCAGUUCAAGCUUGUGGUCGUCAAGGAAUAUUCUACAUAUUGGUCUGAUGUUCGCUCAUCCGUGCUGACUCCAAGUAAAACAGGAUAUUACUCAUUGACAGACAUCUGGGAGCUUGGUUGGUUCAACCCCGGGUCUGCUGUUGGCGGUCACAACCAGCACGCAGGGUCAGGGCGAGUUCACAUGCCUUCAGUGGGCAGACAGUUCGCUUGAGGCACACCAGAAUUAAACAGGAAGAUUCGACCAUCAUCUCACCAGACACGACUUGAAGUUCUACGAUCCACGUCUUUUAUGCAUCUGGAUAACCUUUUAACGUGUGUUUGCUAUAGGUCGAUAUUGUAUCAUGCAUGCAAGUCAAUGGCCUUGAUACACUCACUCUUUAUGUUAAGUCAAGGACUACCAGCUUACAAUUUAAAGCAAAACGUGCAUGUUUUGACAUGGACUGUUUAGACCAUGAUUAUUGCUAAGACACCAAAUUUGAGCCUUGGGGGAGAGGAAGAUGAUUAAAGCAACGACUUACGUGUUCUCCAGUCGAGAUGCGAUCCUUAUAAGGCAAGGAUUAAUACUACGAUCAACAAUAACCACGCUUCGUGAAGACGAUCUCCGGUAAUUAGAAACAAGAUCAGGGCCUGCACACACACAAAAAAAAUAUCUCAAUCUACCAUAGUUAAUCCCAUUCUUUUACGUUGGCUUACAUUAGUCGUAGCGCUAAGAACAGUUUGUGCAUAUUAUCCCAGGAACUUAGAUGAAACCGCUUGGAUGUCUUAGAGACAUAUCCCAGCUUGUAGCUCUGUCAGGAAUGUUUUUCCACUUUGUGCAUUGUUUUAUGCCGUUGCAGCUCUCACAGGGGUUAACUUCAUGACUUAAUCUUGAUGUUUUCGGCGCCUUGCAACUUCUGUGUUCAUUACGAUGUGUGAAUAAACUUUAUUUUUUAUGA
Haliotis rubra (blacklip abalone) is the source of this 1480-nucleotide messenger RNA. Its product is annotated as putative defense protein 3. The record is from RefSeq and is a predicted model, not a curated record. Gene Ontology annotation, molecular function: oxidoreductase activity, acting on metal ions. Bases 61 to 756 code for a protein of 231 amino acids. The transcript has 4 exons. Lineage: Eukaryota; Metazoa; Mollusca; Gastropoda; Lepetellida; Haliotidae.